Molecule: messenger RNA, 1752 nt
Organism: Arabidopsis lyrata subsp. lyrata
Lineage: Eukaryota; Viridiplantae; Streptophyta; Magnoliopsida; Brassicales; Brassicaceae
Exons: 7
Coding region: 207-1529 (440 amino acids)
Source: RefSeq, a predicted model, not a curated record
CGCCACUCUCUUCUUCUCUUAACACUUAGAGAAACGAAACCCUUAAACCUUCAAAUCUCCAAAUCUAUCGCCGUCGCCAAUUCCGGCGGAAUCUCUCGCCGUCGCCAAUUCCGGCGGAAUCUCUCGCCGUCGCCGCUCUCUGAAACACCGCCGGAUCUAAUCUCAGAAGAGCUGAUCCAAUUGAAGGACCUGAUAAUCCCGGUCGAAUGAGGGCAAUGGGGAGAAAUAUGACUAAGACGAAAUUAGCUUGUUUCGAAGUUAAUCACAAGUGUAUUGUUGAAAUGGAAAAGAAACAAAUUCAUCUCCAGGACAAGGUUAAUGAGCUAGAAAAUAAACUUGGUAAACUGCAGAACCAGGGACAAGAAACUGAAGUUGGUGAAAACUCUAGAUCUGCUGCAGGGAGUGUUAACAAAAAAGCACAACCAAAGUGUAUUUUGAUUGACUGGGCUGGUGAUGAUGCGAAUGUUGCUGAGGGACGUAUUAUAUCUACUGAUCCAGAGGAUGUUGUGAAUGGGACACGUUUAGGUCCUUUAGAUUAUAAAGUUUUGGUUGAGACUGCCACGGUACCAGAAGCAUUCCUUUGGAGAAAUGCUAUGGGAAUGUCAACAAUUGAAGAAUCUGUUGGGCAUAUGAUUGCAUGGCCUGCCACGAAGUGUGUUAGUCUAGAACAGGGGGUUCAGGAAGAAGACAUGGCACCACUAGGCACAAGAGCCAAUUCUUUGAACAAAUGCAAACUACUUGAUCUGUCUAACGAUGAUGUAGUUGUUGCUGAAGGCCGUUGGACCACGCAAGAUCGUAAAGCUUUGGUGAAUGGACUUUCACUCGGACCAAAGGCUGUAAAAGUGUUUGUUGAUGUGGUACAUGAAGCCAAUACAUUCAUAUGGAGGCCUACAAUGGAUGUUACAUACAUAGAAGACUGUUUAAUGUCCUUUGUAGCAUGGCCUUUCAACAAAGUUGUCUUCGAAAACAACCCAGAUGGAACAGGCCGGUUAUCUCCUAUUCAGAAUUAUGCAUCUACUCAAACAGCUCAUGGAAAAUCAGCAUCAUCAAGUCAAAAAUCCACAGCAACAGGUUCUAAAUCGCAACCAGCUCAUGGAAGAUCAGCAUCAGCAAGUAAAAAAUCCGCAGCAACAGGUUCUAAGUCGCAUAUGCAACCAAUCUCAGCAUCAUGUGAGAAGUCUCCAACAACAGUUCCAAAAUCUAAUGCAGUGGAAACUCAAACAGCUGCACCGUCCCGGCCUCUUCGAAGAUCUCCGCGGAAAAAAGGAGCUAUACAGGAAAAUCAGAAGUGUAUGUUACUGGAUAUUAAAGAAAGGAAGCAAGUUGUUGCUGAAGGACGGGUGAUUUCAACUGAUCCAGAGAGACGUGUACAUUGUGCUCCUUUGGGUCUUAAUGCUGCGCAAGUUUUGGUAGAUAUAGUCCAGGUAGAUGAUGCAGCGGUUUGGAGGACAUCAUAUGAGAUUGAGUAUAUGAAAGAUGCACUUGGUUCAUUUAUCGCAUGGCCAACUGAUAACUUGGUCAUGUAUUGACUAUCGUCCAACUGAGGGGAUGAAGCAACUUUGGUCCAGCUAGCUUAAUUUAGAUUAAGACUAGUCUUUAUGUAUUUUGGAUUCAGAAUGUUUAAUGUUUGGUAUGUUGGAUUUGGAAUUGUUUUUGGUAUGUUGGAUUCGGAAUUGUGUUUGGUAUGAUGCGGAAGUGUUUUAAGUAUGUUGGAAUGUUUUUGAGAUGUUAUAAAUGGUUUCAUUUUAAAUU